This is a messenger RNA of Schistosoma turkestanicum, 232 nucleotides long. NCBI's taxonomy places the organism in Eukaryota, Metazoa, Platyhelminthes, Trematoda, Strigeidida, Schistosomatidae. The record is from the annotation of a GenBank genome assembly.
CUCUGUAAUUUGCGACAAAUACAAUUCGGUUGCCCUCACUACUACUACUACUACUACUACUACUACUACUACUACUACUACUACUACUACUACUACUACUACUACUACUACUACUACUACUACUCAGGUAGUUAAAAUAACAGUCAAUAAUGAGUUAGAACAGAAUCAUUUUUUUCAUUAUUCCAGUAACCAAGCAAAUUUAUUUAUACAAUUAAAUAAUUUAAUUUACUAA